AUUGCUCUUUAAUUAGGCCGCUUGCCUCUGCCAAACAAAACAAAUUGAAAGGAAAGUGGUCAACAUGCAAAAUUGAUGACUGAGCCUCUUUUGUGGGGGGGACAUUGUGUGGUGCUUGCUUAUGAAGUCUAAUGCAAUCAUAAAUUGCGUCCUUCGGCCAAUCAGCGGCCCGGGGGAUGCGGCAUGAAAGCGACCCAUGUGGAGAACUUUGUUGAGCCCCAUUGUUGCGGCUGUCAGCCCUGAGCCGAGGGCCGGGGGGGCAUGCUGCUAUAAAACUCCUCUCCCCAGAGUGAGGAAACCAGAGGAGUUAGCAGCCAUUCACACGACUGAUUCUCUCCCAGCUGACACACGGAGUAUCUCUGAUUUCACACACUGACUCUUUUUUUCAAACCGGGACCAUGAUGAUCCCAAGCGUCAUCGCGCCUCCUGCCUUCUACCCGGGGCUGUACCGGCCCGCCGCUGCUCUGCCGCUCCACCAGACGCUGCCGUCCGCCUUCCCGACUCAGUCCAGCUUUCUAGUGGAGGACCUGCUGCGGAUAAGCCGCCCCGCCGCCUUCGUUAACCGGACUGUCCCGUCGGCGUGCGCUUCGCUGACCACAGCCACCACCACCGUGUCCUUCGGCGGCGCGCCCGCGGAGCGCGCGGUGGCCACGACCGCGGUGACGCGCGAAUCAUGCUCGCCGAAAACGUCUGUGUCCAGCAGCAAGGACCCAACUUUUCUCAAGUUUGGAGUGAGCGCCAUCCUCGCCCCUUCACCAAAGACCGCGUCCUCACCCCCUGCACUCCACAGCCUGCACUCCAAGACCUUCCCCAUCCCCUGCUUUGACGGGACCUUUCACCCCAUAUUCAGGACGCCUUAUUUACCAGCAUCUUCAUCCGUUGUUCCCAUUCCCGGGACCUUCUCUUGGCCCCUGGCCGCCAGAGGGAAACCCCGGAGAGGGAUGCUGAGGAGGGCGGUGUUUUCCGAUGUGCAGCGCAAGGCCUUGGAAAAGAUGUUCCAGAAACAGAAAUACAUCAGCAAACCCGACAGGAAGAAGCUGGCCUCUAAGUUGGGCCUAAAAGACUCACAGGUGAAAAUCUGGUUCCAGAACAGGCGGAUGAAGUGGAGGAACUCAAAGGAACGAGAGCUGCUGUCGUCCGGUGGCUGCCGCGAGCAGACGCUGCCCACCAAAGCCAACCCGCACCCGGACCUCAGCGACGUCGGCAAGAAGUCCUCAGCCGAGGAGGAAGAUGAAGAGGAAGAGUUCGGAAGAGAGAGAAUGAGGGCGGGGUCCAGCAUCUCCUCUCCGUCUCUUUCCAGCAAGCACUCGGACUUCUCAGAGUCAGACGAAGAAGAAAUAACAGUAUCUUAAUUUAUUUUAAAACGCAAAUAUAGAGAAUAUAACCCACGUUUUGUUUUCAUGAGACUGUGACCAGAUCUGUAAGAAGCUGCCGGCCUUAAAGGGGACCCCAUACAUGUUCAAAAACACAAGUUUCACUCAAGUUUGUUGCUUCAUCAGCGCAUGCGCACUCUACAGGAUCUGCUUCUUAGACACAAUUUGCUGUUUUGCACAGCUUUGUUCAAUUGUACAGUAUUUUGUACAAUUUUGUAUGGAAAUUUUAUGCCAAGAAUAUUGAGUUACUUUUACCUUGACCUUGAAUAGAGUUGUUUAUUGAAAAAUGUAGCUAUUUCGUUAAUAAUUUAUAUGAAUUUGUUUAAUAAGUAUGUUGUAUUAUGUGCUGUAUAUAUGUUUAUUUCACACAUUUUGUACAAAUACCAAAUAAAAUUGUAAACAAUUCCAAGUCAAGUGUUUGUGGUGUUUUUUUUUAAAGGAACCAUUUGCCAACAUUAAAUCAUAAAUAAUCAUUAAUUUUAUUGAAUCACAAUAACUUAAGACUAGUACAGUGAUAUCAGAUUUAAUUCUCCGAGCCCUGGACAGACCAGUGAUGACAAACCGCAUCAAUCUGCUCUGAUGUAAAGAGACUGUACACAAAAUACUCCUUUUCAAGUACUGUAACAAAUCGGCUAGAAAAGUCAUCAAAAUGCUGCAAGAUAAUCAACUAUUUACAAAGUUAUGUUACAUAUAAAAAAUGUACAUAGCAAAGAAGGCUAAACAUUCAUUGAGUUUGUGAGUAAUAAAACUGACAGACAAAUGCUUGGACAACAUCCACACCUCUCAGUCUCUUUGUGCUUACAAGGACCAUAGCAGGAGAGUGUCUAUAAACUA
Molecule: messenger RNA, 2207 nt
Organism: Epinephelus fuscoguttatus (brown-marbled grouper)
Lineage: Eukaryota; Metazoa; Chordata; Actinopteri; Perciformes; Serranidae
Gene: dbx1a
Product: developing brain homeobox 1a
Exons: 4
Coding region: 399-1352 (317 amino acids)
Biological process (GO): cell differentiation in spinal cord; regulation of transcription by RNA polymerase II
Molecular function (GO): DNA binding; DNA-binding transcription factor activity, RNA polymerase II-specific
Source: RefSeq, a predicted model, not a curated record